Cynocephalus volans (Philippine flying lemur) is the source of this 2052-nucleotide messenger RNA. It is a transcript of the gene EPB41L4A, whose product is annotated as erythrocyte membrane protein band 4.1 like 4A. The transcript has 23 exons. Gene Ontology annotation, molecular function: cytoskeletal protein binding. Gene Ontology annotation, cellular component: cytoskeleton. Lineage: Eukaryota; Metazoa; Chordata; Mammalia; Dermoptera; Cynocephalidae. The record is from RefSeq and is a predicted model, not a curated record. Bases 1 to 2052 code for a protein of 683 amino acids.
AUGGGUUGUUUCUGCGCUGUUCCGGAAGAAUUUUACUGCGAAGUUUUGCUCCUGGACGAAUCCAAGUUAACCCUCACCACCCAGCAGCAGGGCAUCAAGAAGUCAACGAAAGGUUCUGUUGUCCUUGACCAUGUAUUCCGUCACAUAAACCUUGUGGAGAUAGACUAUUUUGGGCUGCGCUACUGUGACAGAAGCCAUCAGACGUAUUGGCUGGAUCCUGCAAAAACCCUUGCUGAACACAAAGAACUGAUCAACACUGGACCUCCAUAUACUUUGUAUUUUGGUAUUAAAUUCUAUGCUGAAGAUCCAUGUAAACUUAAAGAAGAAAUUACCAGAUAUCAGUUUUUCUUGCAGGUGAAGCAAGAUGUCCUUCAGGGCCGGCUGCCCUGCCCUGUCAACACUGCUGCUCAGCUGGGAGCUUAUGCCAUCCAGUCUGAACUUGGAGAUUAUGACCCUUAUAAGCAUACUGCAGGAUAUGUGUCAGAAUACAGGUUUGUUCCUGAUCAGAAGGAAGAACUUGAAGAAGCCAUAGAAAGGAUUCAUAAAACUCUAAUGGGUCAGGCUCCUUCUGAAGCUGAGCUGAAUUACUUGAGGACUGUCAAAUCCCUGGAGAUGUAUGGCGUUGACCUCCAUCCCGUCUAUGGAGAAAACAAGUCUGAGUAUUUCUUAGGAUUAACUCCAGUUGGUGUUGUUGUCUACAAGAAUAAAAAGCAAGUGGGGAAGUAUUUCUGGCCUCGGAUUACCAAGGUUCACUUCAAGGAGACUCAAUUUGAACUCAGAGUACUUGGAAAAGAUUGCAAUGAAACCUCAUUCUUUUUUGAAGCUCGAAGUAAAACUGCUUGCAAGCAUCUCUGGAAGUGCAGUGUAGAACAACAUACAUUUUUCAGAAUGCCAGAAAAUGAGUCAAAUUCAUUGUCAAGAAAACUCAGCAAGUUUGGAUCCAUAAGUUACAAGCACCGAUAUAGUGGCAGGACAGCUUUGCAAAUGAGCCGAGAUCUUUCUAUCCAACUUCCCCGGCCUGAUCAGAAUGUGGCAAGAAGUCGAAGCAAGACUUACCCUAAGAGAGUAGCACAAACACAGCCAGCUGGAUCAAACAGCAUAAAUCGGAUAACUGCAAACAUGGAAAAUGGAGAAAAUGAAGGAACAACUAAGAUUAUUGCACCUUCACCAGUAAAAAGCUUUAAAAAAGCAAAGAAUGAAAACAGCCCUGAUACACAAAGAAGCAAAGCACCAUGGGAAGAAAAUGGCCCCCAGAGUGGACUCUACAACUCGCCCAAUGACCGCACUAAGUCACCAAAGUUUCCCUACGUGCGUCGCCAAAACCCCUCCUGUGGAAGUGAUGACUCUGUGCAGCCGGUGAGGAGAAGGAAAGCCCAUAACAGUGGUGAAGACUCAGAUCUAAAGCAAAGAAGGAGGUCACGUUCACGCUGCAACACAAGCAGUGGCAGUGAAUCAGAGAAUUCUAAUAGAGAACAUCGGAAAAAGAGAAACAGAAUACGGCAAGAGAAUGAUAUGGUUGAUUCAGCACCUCAGUGGGAAGCCGUAUUAAGGAGACAAAAGGAAAAAAACCAAGUGGACCCCAACAAUAGGCGAUCCAGACACAGAUCUCGCUCGAGAAGCCCGGACAUCCAAGCAAAAGAAGAGUUAUGGAAACAUAUUCAAAAGGAACUUGUGGAUCCAUCUGGACUGUCAGAAGAACAAUUAAAGGAGAUUCCAUACACUAAAAUAGAGACUCAAGGUGACCCGGUCCGUAUCAGGCAUUCUCACUCACCUAGGAGUUACCGCCAGUACCGCAGGUCACAGUGUUCGGAUGGAGAGCGGUCAGUGCUGUCGGAAGUGAAUUCAAAAUCGGAUCUUGUACCACCACUUCCGGUGACUCGUUCUUCGGAUGCUCAGGGAUCUGGUGGCUCUACAGUUCAUCAGAAAAGAAACGGGUCUAAAGACAGCCUGAUUGAAGAAAAAUCCCUGACAUCUCCAAGCAAUCCGGCUGGGAAACACACAGCAAAAACAAUAAAAACUAUCCAAGCUUCUCGCCUCAAGACAGAAACUUGA